Molecule: messenger RNA, 2882 nt
Organism: Astyanax mexicanus (Mexican tetra)
Lineage: Eukaryota; Metazoa; Chordata; Actinopteri; Characiformes; Acestrorhamphidae
Product: ubiquitin carboxyl-terminal hydrolase 17-like protein 13
Exons: 13
Coding region: 166-1968 (600 amino acids)
Biological process (GO): protein deubiquitination; regulation of apoptotic process
Cellular component (GO): cytosol; nucleus
Molecular function (GO): cysteine-type deubiquitinase activity; cysteine-type endopeptidase activity
Source: RefSeq, a predicted model, not a curated record
GUGUGUAUAGAGUGUGUGUGUGUGUAUUGCUGCUGUUUGAUUGUGACAUCACGGAAUUCUUGAUGAUGUCACUAACAUUCUGUUAUAUGAGCAGCUGCUGUAGAAUUUUCUCACAGUAGCGACUCAGCAACGCACCAGAGCAGAUCUCAGUGACUUCUUACAGCGAUGGAGGACCAUUACUCAGCCGAACGUCUUCGUUUGACCUGGAGUCAAGUACUACCUGUUGGAGCCGGACUCUGGAACGUGGGCAACACCUGCUUUAUGAACUCUGUUCUCCAGUGUCUUUCAUACACUGCUCCACUGGCGAACUACAUGCUCUCUGGAGAGCAUCUCAGAACAUGUUCCAGAUAUUCGUUUUGCAUGUCAUGCACAUUGCAGAACCACAUCACCCACACGAUUAUGAACUCGGGCACAGCCAUUGUUCCCGCAAGCGUGGUGACUCAACUUAACCUGAUCGGAGAGCAGUUCUGUUUCGGACAACAAGAAGACGCGCACGAGUUCCUGAGGUACACAGUGCUCGCUCUACAGCAGUCCUACCCUGAUGGAAAAAUGCUAGGCAGGGAAACCAACCUCAUUAAUCAGAUCUUUGAAGGUUGUAUGAGGUCUAGAGUCAAGUGUCUAAACUGCAAGUCAGAUUCAGAUACGUUUGAGCCAUACAUGGAUGUUGCACUGGACAUCACGGGAGCCAAGGAUCUUAAUGAAUCGCUACAGCGAUUUGUUAAGCCUGAGCAACUUAGUGAUGGUUACAAGUGCACCAGGUGUAUGGUAACGAGCCCCGCCUCCAAAACAUUGACCAUACACCGCAGCUCAAACGUGCUCACCAUCUGUCUGAAGAGAUUCGAUUUCAACGGACAAAAGAUUUCUACGCUUGUGAAAUAUCCCAAACACCUUGACAUGCGUCCGUUCAUGUCCGAGUCUGAGGGAGAGUCACAAGUGUACAAGCUGUAUGCUGUGCUUGUGCACGCUGGUUACAACCGCCACUUCGGACACUACUACUGCUAUGUGAAGGCUAGUGAUCGCAAGUGGUAUAAAAUGGAUGAUAAACAGGUGUCCGUCGCCAAUGAAACAUCAGUGCUCAAUCAGCAAGCAUACAUGCUGUUCUACGUCAGAACUUCACAAAAGCCCAUGGCAGAGGGGAGGAGCCAAGGGUACAGCGGGUCUACUUACAGAAAGUGCAGCGAAACCUGUGACACCAAACAGCAGAGCACAGGAAAACGAAAGCGCUGCCAAAGCCCUGACAGAGAGGAGUCUCAACCCGCUGCUAAACGGGCACUCGUAGAAAUACCUGCAACUGAUCAACCAUUACUAAAAAUAAGGACAUCAGAAAAUCUCAAGGCAAAGAAAAAGAGCCAAGGGUGCAGCGGGUCUACCAGUGAGAAGUGCAGCAAAACUCGUGACACCAAACAGGAAAGCACAGGAAAACGAAAGCGCUGCCUAAGCCCUGAAAGAGUGGAGUCUCAACCCGCUGCUAAACGGCCACUCAUAGAAACUUAUAGAACCUGUGACCCCAAACAGCAGAUCACAGGACAACGAAAGCGCUGCCCAAGCCCUGAAAGAGUGGAGUCUCAACCUGCUGCUAAACGGGCACAAAUACCAACACCUGCAAUUGAUGAACAGUUACUACAGGAGAGAAAGAAACUACAAAUAAGGACUUCAGAAAAACUGAAACCGGAAAAGAGGAGCCGUGAAGACAGCGAUGCGUAUGGCGAGUGCUCUGAAAUCAGUAGCACCAAACAGCCGAGCAUCAUAGAAAAACGCUGCCAUAGCCUUGAGAAAGAGAAGUCUGCCCCCACUGCUAAACACACACACAUAAAAAAACCUGCAGUUAAGAAACAAUCAUUGCUGACAGAAAAUAAAAAAAUAGAUCUCAAAACUAUUAAAAAAAUGAUCUUAAACAAAUCACCUUAUGAAACAGUACAAAUAAUGACCAAAAUUAAACAAAGGCUAAAGAAAUUGGGAAAAAUGUGAGCUACUACAGCUACAAAAAUUUGUACGGAACAAGAUGAUGUUAGCAAUGUGAAAUUCAAGUAAACAAACAUGGCACUGUUGUGUCGAAUUCAGCACCUCCGUCAGGAAAAGCACCCCCUCUGGUGAGCAUGCGCUUUGUUGUUUUGUAUGUAACCAUGACUAAGAUAACCACGACUUUUGACGUGUAUUUCUAAGUAAGUUCAUGCGGAUUAUCUCUGCUUUUAUGAGAAGACAGAGCGAAUGUGCUCCUGAGAGAAGGUGCUUUUCAUGGCGGGGGUGAUAAAUUCGGCACAACAACGACAAGUCCACUGAGCAGUCAGCAAUGACGUUAGCAACACCUUAGCAACCACCUGGAAUAUGUUAGCAAUGUCCUAGCAACAGCUUAGCAACCACUUUAGAAAUUAUAGCAACUCUACUUCUCUAUUUUUCAUUUUUUUCUUUCUUUCUACUCUCUCUAUAUCGCACUCUUUCUUUCUCUCUUCUUUGCUAUUUCUCGCUCUUUGUUUCUCUCUACUUUUCUCUACUUCUCUAUUUCUCACUCUCUCUUUCUCUCUACUUCACUAUCUCACUUUUUUUUCUCUCUACUGAGUUGUUGAGUUAAAAUUCGGAUUUACGCACUGCAGUGUGUGUGUUUAACAAGCGGGGGUGUGAAAAAAAUAAUAAAAACAAUAAAAAUAAAAAUAAUGGACUGAUGCUAUUAUGUGUAGUCUGACCAGAGGAGGAUGGGUCCCCCCUGAUGAGCCUUGGUUCCUCCCAAGGUUUCUUCCUCCUCCAGCUCUGAGGGAGUUUUUCCUUGCCACUGUUGCUCACUGGGGGUUAUAUGUCCUUAAUUUAAUGUUUUGGUUGAUAUCUAUAAAACUGCUUUCCAACAUCAGUUGGAAAACUUCUAAAUAAAUAUAAAGUUUUUUACUUGA